GGAGUGCGGACCGUUGGGCAGAGUGCGACAGAGCUUCUAUUUAUCGACAAUGACCUCCGGAGUGCAGACGGAGGGUAGCGGGCAAGGGUCCAGCUUUGACUCCAACACACAGCCCGUUGUGACCCCUUCGGGACAAAGCGACGUCGACAAUUGUACCGAUGAGGAGCUAGACAGAGCCUUGGCGGCUGCAGAAGCCAAGCGCCUCAUACAGAAGAAGAGAGACCGACUUACCGCCCUCUUGAGGGGCGAAGAUCCAGACGAACAGCCGGCGGACACCAGUGCCCGUCCGGGGAAGAGAUUGAGAGAAUCGACUUGGUGGAAGCCAUCGAUGAGCACUUUACGAUACAAGGCUUCUAGUUGGGCAGAGCUCAAGGUUUUUACCUUUGAAGUUAAAAACCGCUGUGCUAUCGAUUCGUCAAACACAGAGACGGAGGUUGACAGUAUUCGGCCAGAAGCUGCAGAACUUUUUGGAGGAUUACGAGACGUUGGAAGCGGAGUUGCCCCAACCCUUGCCAGAGCGAUAUCAGGUCGGACUUCUACUGGUCCGGCUGGACCCAGAUAUGAUCCGCCAGAUCGUAUCCAAUGGGAUGCCAAAGACCCGAGAAGAACUUGUUGGCGCAGCGAAGCGGGCGGAGACCCUAUUACGCGGCAGCAGCCAAGGUCGAGCCAAUAA
This is a messenger RNA of Pseudomassariella vexata, 673 nucleotides long. RefSeq lists its product as uncharacterized. The transcript has 2 exons. Bases 50 to 673 code for a protein of 207 amino acids. Lineage: Eukaryota; Fungi; Ascomycota; Sordariomycetes; Amphisphaeriales; Pseudomassariaceae. The record is from RefSeq and is a predicted model, not a curated record.